UCAGGUCAGUGGGCUGAUUUCUCCGUGGAUGAAUAUUCAUGAGAACCCUCCCCGGCGAGUUUUUGCUCAUGAGAACAGAAUGUUUGAUAUGUGGACGUAAUGUUUGCCAUAUCCUUCACCGGAAGGGAGAUCUACCGGACAGACACGGAGGUCAUCUGGUUCAGGUUUCAAACCCGACAAACAGGUUCAGGGACCGCCUCAGUAAGUGGAUAAAAGCAGACUCCAUCGCCGAGAUCUACACAGAACGAGAAGUGGUCCAAGCAGCCUGAGAAGCAGAGGAGCUAUAAUCUUUUAUUGACCGGCGCCAAGAUGAUGAUGCAGCUGUUAGAAACCCCCAAGCAGAAGAACUCCCUCUUCAACGCCAUGAACCGCUUCAUGGGCGCCGUGAACGACAUGGACCAGACCAUCCUGGUGCCCAGCCUGCUGCGGGACGUCCCUCUGGAGGAGGACCGGGAGAUGGGCCGCCUCAAGUCGGAUGUGGACGAGGGGGACAUGUACAGCUACUACCAGCUGCUCAAGUCCAUCCGCAGUGACAUGGAGUGGGGCGUCCGGUGCGCUUCGGCCGACGAGAGGCUCAAGGAGAGCAUGAAGAUCACCCGCUCACACUCCUCCGCCUCCACCUGCUCCUCCGCCUCCACCUGCUCCUCCGCCUCCGCCUGCUCCUCCAUCUCCAGUUCUUCCGCGUCGUUCUCCGAGGAGGAGGACGAAGGGGAGGACGAGGAUCUGCAGAAGCAGUUCCAGUUCCACCUAACUGGGCUGCAGGGGGUUCUGUCCAAGCUGACCCAGCAGGCCAACUCGCUCACCAAGCGCUACAAACAGGAGCUUGGCAUCGGAGGAUGGGGCCAGUAAGACCAGCAACAAACUGGACUCUUUUUCUAAAGUCUUAACUGGCUGAACUGAACUGUUUUCCUCAGUGGGCCUGAUUUCUGCUACUGAUGCUGCUGAUGAAACAAUCAUCUGAAUGGUGGUGAAGAAGGCAGCAGCUACAUGGUUUUGGUCCUGAUUAAAGCAUUAAUGUUCCUAUGUUUUGCACUCUGAUGUGUUCUGCACAGUAUACAUUCAGGUCAUGUCAGAUGAAACUAUUUAAGCCUCUAUUUAAUAUAUUUAUUAUUUCCCAAUGUAUCCUGUUGAGCUACGUGAAAGUUCCUAAUGUAGGGAAAAAGUGGACUGAACCAGUACUGGCAAGAGACUCAACAUCUCUUCUAAGAUGAUGAUGAUGCCAAUGGGUUCACAUGUAUUUGUCCUUUACUGAUUCUAUCAGUCUGAUGUAUUGUUUUGAAUAGUGUUUUUAUUUUUUGCUUAGAAUGAGGCAGAUGCUGUCUAGCUGCCCUUGAUCUCUUUGUGUCCUACAUGGUCAAUGAACUGGAAUCCAAUGAUAAUUCUUCUGCGAGGAGAAUAAUGAGGGUUUCCAUGAGAGACUGUCUCUGUUGUUACUGUCGUUUAGCCUAUUUGGUAUUAUUAUUACAAGGUCCAUCUGUCAAAGCAAGCAAUUACUUUUGUAUGCACCUUUUUUAUACCUGUACUUAAUAAACUUUUAUAUAAAUGUA
Molecule: messenger RNA, 1547 nt
Organism: Girardinichthys multiradiatus
Lineage: Eukaryota; Metazoa; Chordata; Actinopteri; Cyprinodontiformes; Goodeidae
Gene: mid1ip1a
Product: MID1 interacting protein 1a
Exons: 2
Coding region: 310-849 (179 amino acids)
Biological process (GO): regulation of lipid biosynthetic process
Cellular component (GO): cytosol
Source: RefSeq, a predicted model, not a curated record